AAAUCAUCCAAGAUUUAAAAAAACAACAACUUUAUUUUGGCAGGUCAUCACCAAGAACCAACGUCUUCCUUUACGUGUAUUUUAUUUUGUAAGUACUAACCGGACACAGUAUGAUGUCAUUCUGGCUCACAUGACGGUCUGGCUCUGGUCGCUGUCAUCAUGCAGGUGGAAUCUGCGCAACAACGUCGCUCACUGUAGGGAUCUGCAACAACAGCAGCAGCAGCGAUGAUAUCAGGGACUAAUCAUCAAACUAACACGGGAAAUACUCACUUUGAAUAGUUUUUGUUUUGGGGAAACAGCGAAUUUAUCAUUGUAGAGCAACACAGCCAACAUGUAUCUGUGCGAAUAAGAUCACGCCGGUGUUUGUUGAUGCUGUCAGACCGUGUUUGUGUCUGCAUCUCAGCUGGAGUCGCAUAUGAUGCCAAGCAUUCACAUAGUAAGUGAGCGCGCACGAAGGACGUAAUAAUAACAGCUCUGUCCUGCGGAUCUUUUCUGCUGCUGAGGCGAAAAAACACACACAAAAAAACCCGGACAGGAUGGAUGAAGGCGCUGCCUGCGAGACCAUCCCCGAUCUGAAAGACAUCGAGAUGAAAAUCGGCCGGAAGACCCCCGAGGGUUUGCUCAGGUGUCUGCGGGAAGAGGCUUCCUCUCUCCGGGGAGAUGCCAAGCUUGCGAGCGCGCACGACACCAGCAAGGUGACAGGGAAGAGGAGUUUGGAUGAAAAGAUCAGAAAACUGAGGAUGGAGAUGGCCCACUUGCGCUCUGUGGAUGUAAAGAUCUUGCAGCAGUUGCUGGCGGUGCAUGAAGGUAUAGAGGCGGUGAAGUGGCUGCUGGAGGAGCGCAGCACCCUGACCAGCCGCUGCAGCAGCCUCACCAGCAGCCAGUACAGCCUGGGCGAGGGCCCCGACACUUCCUGGAGAGGCUCCUGGAGCAGCCUGCAGGACCCCAAUGACAAGCUGGACAAUAUCUCCAUCGGCAGCUACCUGGACACCCUGGCAGACGACAUGGAUGAGUACUGCCCUUCCAGCUCAGAGUCGGUCAUCUGCACCACAACACCACUGGUUUCAGAGGCUGUUGUUGGGGGCUGGACAGGAGGAGGCCCUGUGGCCCCUGUCACAGCAGCUGGAAUAGGUGUGAGGUCUGAUCCUGGGGCUGGGAUUCGAGCUGGGGCAAAUGAGAACAGAGCUAUUGCUGGAAAUGGGACAGAGGUGAAAGGCAGACCAGGGGCUGGUAUGAUCCCUGGGAUUGCUGGGAAUGUAAGUGGAAAACCAGUUGUUCCUAUCAACAAAUCUGAGGGCCCCAAGCUCGAUGCUACUGUUUGGACGAAGGCUGCAGAGACAGGCAAGGAAAGCCCUGUUUCUAAGGACAAUACUCAGGCACAAUCAAUCAAAGUAAAUGGCGUCCUGGAAAAGCCAGGAGCACAAACAGGUAGCCCAACCCACAUCAGCCUCUCUGAGAAACUGGGAACCAACCAAAGCCCCAAACUCAAACCCUAUAAAAAUGGAAAGAUUGAAUUGGAUACUUGCAAAAUGAAUGGCAAACUACAUCUGGAGUAUGAUGCUCAUUGGCGAUGGGUGCAGUCCCAAGAAGAUGUGACGUUUUUGUAACAAGGAUAAUAAGUGAGGGAAGUAAAUUCAGUUGAUCACUUAGAGGAAGAGUGAACUGCUGUUGUAAGAGGCAGAUACUGAAGCUUCCUGUGGUGAAAGACACUGGGUUUGAAAGACAAAGACUAAUGUUUUUUUUAAUAUUAUCUCUCCUGUGACUGCACUAACCUUCUAUCAAACAUUGAUGUCAGUAUUGAGAUGAAUGCACAUUACAGGAUUUUACCAUCGUCAGCCAAACAUGGCUGCCUCACACAAACUUAGAGGAAAAGUUUAAAAAUCCUGUGUCAUAGUUUUUCUCAGGGUCUUUCUUGGCAUUCCCUGAUUUUAAUUUAUUUUUUAUUUUAUUUUAUUUCAUUUCAUUUCCCUUUGAAAUGAAGCACAGCGAAAUAAUCUUCAGAGAAAUGAAAGAAGAGUUAACAUUGCAAUGUGGUAUGCUGUAUAAACCAUUAACAAUUACUUUCUCUUAUUUGCUGAGAAAAAUAAGUUCCACACAAAUAAGAUUUCCACAAAAAAGAUUGCUAAUUAUUUUAUAAAGUUGUGGUUGCUUUAUAAUGUUGUUCUCUGACCCAUACAAAGGAAACAAAAGGAAACAUUACAGCUUUUUUUCUUGGGAUCCUUUGAGGCGUCCUGAAAUAAUAGCACUGUGAGAUCUCUUGGACUACAGUAAUAGAAUAAAACCUUUCAUGACAGUUUAUAUAAACCCUUAUUCAACACGUCCAGGGGUACGAGACAGUAUUACUUAAUAAUGUAUUAACAAAAACUUAGUUGACAAAGUGUGUGUGUUUCUUCCCCCUUAACUGUAGACAAAGAAUGAUGACGGGGGACAUGAAUAAACGUUUCCCUUACUAAGAAACAACGUACCCACUGUUUUUACAGCUACUCUUGUGCAUCAGGUAAUAGUUGUGGCUCAAUAUUAUAUUCUGUUACAGUUAUGAUGGUCUGUGUUCGUUCUUGAAGCAGAUAUUGUGCCUGAUUGGUGAAAUAAUUUACAUAUGUUGCCUGUACUUUAUCUCCUAAGAUGAGCGCACUGUUGUUAUGAUAACACAUAUAUAUAUAUAUAUAUAUUUUUUAAAUUAUAUCUGGCUGCUAAAUGUUUGGGCAGACGGCUGGACCAGCAGUUGUGCUCGUGAGUGUCGAGUGGUCAAUGUGUCAUGUUGUCUGGGUGGAUUAUUGCAUGCCCUGUGCUGAAAGCUUUAUUGGCUGAAUUGUGAGAAAAUGUGUAGAAGAACCAACACGAGUAGAAAAGAACAGCCUUUCAUUUGACGUAUGUUGAUAGCAGCCGCUUCCCAGAGCAUGAAUAUGAGUAUUACUCAGGAAUUUGGAAAGACAGAAAGAAAGAGAGAAUAUUUAUGUGUGAGAGACAGACAGACAGAUGUUGACUGCCUGAGCACAGCUGGCCUGUCAGGUAUAAAAAAGAUAAAUAAAAAUAGACGAGUCCCAAAGGUUUUCAAGCAUUUCCAUCUCAUCCAUCACAGUGUUACUACACCUGCUACCAGACUGCAGUUAUUCAUGUUAACGCUGCAAGUUUAGUGCGACAUGUUUAAUAAACAGAGGACGUAUGACACAAUCAGUAUUUAAAUGUAAAAGGCUAUGUUUUGUUUUGUAUUUUAAUCUUACAUGCUUGUUUAAAAAGCUGACGCCUAAAGUGAAUUUCUUUUGCAUGGUGUCAUUGUGCAUGUCUGUUCCAAACUUUAAAUUUUACUGCUGGGAAUGGUUUAAAUCUUUUUCAGUACUGGUGCCAAUACAAUACAGAAGGCAAUGAGUUUUAAUACUGAUGCAAAAAUAAUAUUCCUAGUCCCUUUGAAGGCUUAAAAGCAUGAUCUUGCAUUUUUAGACAUUGAGUCCAACAUUUUAGACAGUGUUAAACAAAGGAAGAUGUUUAACCAUUUCUUGCCACCAGCUACUGAUUUUUCUGUGUAAAAUUCCUGGCAAAUUGUUCCCAACUGUACUGUAGUUAACAUUGGAUUCACGAGUGGGUUGAAAAUUCCAUCUCCAGCUGACUUUUUAUUGUUUCCCUUUGACGUCUGUGGAAUCUUGCAAAUGGGUUCUGAAAUUGAUUGCCGUAAAAGUCGUUAGAUAUGACUUAUUUUUUCACAUAACCAUUACAGCUUAUUGAGUUUUUAUUAUGAUUUCUUUUUUCCAAACAUUAUGUUUUUAUGUUUAACAUUAAAAAGGAGCAGGACUAAGCAGGGUGUUUGGUAAAUGGACAUGGAGACACUGAGGGUGAAUUUUCCAAAUAUAGAGAAAAGAGCAGGACAGAGCUGCAAUAUUCAGGACUGAUACAUACCUUUUUAUAUGUUUAAUGAGAAAUACACUGCAUGAUGAAUGUAGAAUGUCACAAAGACAGCUGUAAUGUAACCUGUAACCCCACUGACUUGGGUUUAAUCUGGUUUGAAACUGCUCCUGGUUGUAAAGUUAGGUAGACGUGCCAAUGAUUAAGUUACCAUGAAGGAAGGGACUAAACACACGCUUUACUUCAGCACUACAAAGACUUGUGCACAUUGCUUUAUCAUCACAUGGAAGGAAUUAAUCAAUAAAAGUGUGGCACUACUGUUAA
Messenger RNA from Solea senegalensis (Senegalese sole), 4161 nucleotides. RefSeq names its product leucine rich adaptor protein 1 (gene lurap1). Gene Ontology annotation, biological process: positive regulation of cytokine production; positive regulation of canonical NF-kappaB signal transduction. Lineage: Eukaryota; Metazoa; Chordata; Actinopteri; Pleuronectiformes; Soleidae. The transcript has 2 exons. The coding region runs from base 537 to 1607 and encodes 356 amino acids. The record is from RefSeq and is a predicted model, not a curated record.